Colias croceus (clouded yellow) is the source of this 1050-nucleotide messenger RNA. RefSeq names its product putative odorant receptor 85d. Gene Ontology annotation, cellular component: plasma membrane. The record is from RefSeq and is a predicted model, not a curated record. Lineage: Eukaryota; Metazoa; Arthropoda; Insecta; Lepidoptera; Pieridae. Gene Ontology annotation, biological process: detection of chemical stimulus involved in sensory perception of smell; sensory perception of smell. The transcript has 8 exons. Gene Ontology annotation, molecular function: olfactory receptor activity; odorant binding.
AUGUCGAAACUGGAUCAACUUCCUAAAGAUUUCAUAGAAACAUUCUCUCGACACGUUAAAUAUGUGAAGUUUAUUGGUAUUGAUAUUUUUAAUGAAUCUCGAUCUCGCUUUUUAAAAAGAUUUGGGAGGCUAAUUUUAUUUUACAUUAUGCUCGUAUCGACAGUUCUCGGUCAAUAUUUGUAUAUAUUUUUGGCAAAUACUAAAGGUGCAAGCGUUUUGGAUAUUAUAAAUGCAAUACCUGGGACUUUGAUGGCAUCUCAAGAUAUUGUUAAAAUGAGCAUAAUAGCAGCGAAACGAAAUGGCAUACGAGAAAUUAUUUUGGAGAUAGCUGAACUGUGGCCAACAGACAACGACGAUGAGAAAUUUAAAAUUCUUAACAUCUGGACCUCUCGUUUAAGGAUUUUCCAACGAUGUGGAAGUGUACAUAUAUGUAUUUACAUAGCGAGCGAUUUUAUUCUUACAUCGCUUACAUUUGAUGUAAGUGGACUGUUAGCUGUACUGCAGAAGGAUCUAGAAAAUUUAAAGCCCCUUGAUGGUGCGCUAUCGGAUGAUUGUUCUGAUAUUAAAGUCAUUGUAAAGAGCCACCAAAAGUUACUUAGAGUUGUUGAGAAUAUUAAUAACAUUUUUGGACCGUUAUUAUUCGCACAGGUUACUUUUUCGUCGAUUAUUAUUUGCUGUUUUGGAUUUCUUACUAUAAUGAUUAAGAGUUAUUCCUACUUUUAGGUUGGAAAAGACAUGAUUAAAAGUCUGCUUGCAACAUUUGGCAUUAUACUGGCUAUGUUUAACUUUUGUUGGUCGGGACAAUUGUUAUCUGAUGCUAGUUCUGAUAUAGCUGAAGCUGCAUACAACAGUGUAUGGUACAAGAGAAGCAAUAAAUUUCGGAAAUUUAUUCAGAUUAUCAUAGCAAGAGCUCAAGAACCAUGUAUGUUAUCAGCUUUGGGUUUCUCUAAUGUGACCCUAGCAACGCUAUCGAAGAUCUUGAGCACCUCCUGGUCAUAUCUCUCGCUGUUGAAUCAGAUGUACAAGGAUACUGAUAUUUCGGAAAAUUAA